AUGCUGAUGUAGAAAAAAUAGAAGAUGAAUUUGAUAAAUCAUUAUCUGGAGCAUAUAAAUUACCUUUUGUUUUUGACUUAAUAAAUUUUGAUUCAGAAAAAUUAAAAAAUAUUGAUGUAGAUGUUAAUAGACCAGGUAUUUUACCUAUUUUAACUGGUAGUAGAAAAACAACUAAAUUAGUAAGAUGUUUGUUAAUAUGCAUCUUCCCUGGAAGACACAUUAUCUUGAUUACGCCUAAUGAAGAAUUAGCUGCGGAUACUAAAAAUCAUCACAAUGUAGUUGAAGAUAAAGAUGAUUUUUUUCAAAUGACUGAUGAUAUAAGAGAAACUAGUGGUGAAAUUAGUAAAUCAACAUUAUCGAUAUUACAAUUACACCAUCUAGUCAGAUACAUAGCAUGUAGAAAGGAUUACAAAGUUUUAGUCAUAAGUACUACUUUUCCAAAUAAAGAAUUCUCUAUAUCAACUUCAAAACACAGAGAAGUUUGUUCGAUAAUCAAAUUUGGUAAUCAAACAAAUUGGAAAAAUGAAAAGACACAAAUUUUUUUUAGAACAACUAAUAAUGAAUAUCAUAGAAAAUCAACUGAUGAAGAAGAUCUCAAAAAACCAUUAUUAAAAUCUAGAUUGGAACUAGAUAGAUUAAAAAUGCUAGAAGAUAGUAAUAUUCCAUAUGUAAUAUUUGAUAGUAUGAAUUCUUCCGCAGUAACUGGUAUAACAGAAGAAAUACCACCUAGAUCUCUUUUCAUAGCAAAUAAAAACCAUGAAAUGGCUUUAGAUGCAGAAAGAUGGAUAUAUGAUACUCCAGAUGUUCAACCUUUACCAGUAGCUAGCAUGAUUCAACAAAUAGGUCAUGUUGGUCGUCUCAAACCUGGAAAAGCUUUCUUAACAACUCAAAGAUUACAAGAAAUAAUACCAGAUAAUAAUGUUAUAUUUCAUCUUAUCAAUGCAAUGAUGCUUAAAGAAUCUUUAAAUCCAAUGAAACUAUUGAAUAAAGCAGGAUAUAACUACAUUAGAAGACCUGGAGAUUAUAAAUAUCAAAAUUUUUUAUGGGCUGCUAUUGCUCUUCCAUAUAAAAAAGAUUGUCCUGUAGAAGCUGUUGUAGUAGGCUUAGAUAGAAACCCUAAACUAAGUUCUACUACUCUAUUAAAGAUUUGUCCAAUAUACAAUGUUCUACUAAAUUCUAAUGUCAAAGAUAAAAAUCUAUGA
Scutellospora calospora is the source of this 1202-nucleotide messenger RNA. Lineage: Eukaryota; Fungi; Glomeromycota; Glomeromycetes; Diversisporales; Gigasporaceae. The record is from the annotation of a GenBank genome assembly.